ACGAAAGAGCUGACGAGCGGAUUAGAAAUGGUGGCGAGGAUGACGUCGUCUCCAGCAUCUCGUGUUCAAUCAGCAAGCACGACAUUCAGCACAAAUAUGAUCCAAUGGGACAAGAUCCUUGGAAACUGUAGUCGAAUCUAUCCCGAGCUGUUUCCACCUCAAACACCAGGGAAGUCCUUACGACGAAUCCCCAAAGUCAACGAAGAACUCUUACUCAAUCCCAAGUGGCAAACUGGAGGGAAAUACCCAUUGUCUCCUCCCACUGAGGGGCCCAAGAUCUCCCAUGUGAAGGAGAUCCAGCCUUUGUCUUCAGUUGAAACUUCAUUUGUGAUCAAAGAAGUCAUUCUCAAGGAUCGACUUAAUUUUACGAAAAUCAAAUCCGACCUGGUCAAAAACGUGGCCAACCGAGAUGCUUUGACGCUUUGGCAGGCUCUCAGAUGGCUCAUUACACAGAGUGCCAAUGGAGAGCGGACGAGUGUCCUUCAGAGCUAUCUAAAUUGCGAUUUGAUGGACUUGAAGGCCAAAGAAGGCCAAUCCAGUGUGAAGGAAACCAUUUUGGCCAAUCUGGGCAGACACGACGAUGACUAUGGCAACGAGAUCCCACCCAACCUCAUUCUGUAUUCAUGUAUAUCCCGCAUGCUCAACGCCAUUGCUUCUUUAAAAAGUGGCAGGGACUAUUUGGGCCAUUGUGAUAUCUUUGUCGAAAAGGUGAUCGAGUGCUUGGUCAAAUCGGGUCUUCGCCAUUCCAGUGAUGCCAUAUUGAUGUUAAUCGCCACCCUGCAAAAGCUAAGCUUGAAAUGCUUCAUUCGAAAAAAAAUGAUUGACCUCGGAAUAGUGGAAUGGUUGGUGCGAUUUCUUGAGCAUGGCCAAGACUUGAGUCUCUAUGGAUUGGAAUAUUCCACGGCUCUCUUUAUGAAUUUAUGCCUCCAUAAAUCGGGCAAAGAGAAGUGCUUGCCAAUUGUGUCCAACGUCCUGGAAGUAUUAAGAACCCUCCUAGCCCUCAACCUCAAACAGAUUUUUCCGUACCUCAACGGGACUUUGUUCAGCCUUUUGAGUCACCGUCAAAUUGCCCUAAAGGCGGUGGAAAUGGACCUUCAGCAGCACAUUGAAAAGAUUCAUUCCCAAGUCGAUGAGGAUGCCAAGCCACAAUUGGAACACAUUUUGGACCAAUUGUGCCAAACCACAGGUUCAUCGCCUACAUCUCAAGAAAGUGGUUCCUCAUUUGACGAGUCAACCAGCACGAUCAGUGAGGUGGAUGACGAUGAAAGUAUGGAUGAAGAUAUUGAGAUUGAAGACGAAAUCGACGCCAAUGAUCCAUUGAUCCAUCAUGAGGAUGACGAUUUUGGCAUGGAAUUCCUUGUUAAGAACUUCAUCGUAUCUGAAAAAAUUCUUAUAUUUGAUACCGAUUUGGAAACGGCGUGUCCAACGGCUGAGAAACCACCUGUUGUUGUCAAAGAGAUGGAGUCCCCGAUACGUUCCAAAUCCACAACUGGCUCUUCAAUCAGUCCGACUGAGUCCAAUGAGACCGUAAAGUGUGCUCUUCAAGUGCAGGAACCACUAGUGGAACACUCAGUCUCUUCCGACGACGGAGUAGUCAUGGUUACUGAUCCAGUUAAGCCAUCCAAUCUGCGGGAAAAUAAGGGACGCUCCGACAUUCCUCAAAUCUUAAAAGAUGCGGGAUCUAAUUCUAACAAUGAGGCGAAAGCCAAGCCAAGGCAUCAAUCUCUUCAGAGGAGACGAGGUAGUCAUAGCUUGACCAAGGAGAACACCAAUCCUCAUUCCGAAGCCAUCGAACGAUCCAAAAGCCAGCCAUUAAAUCCUGCCAUUCCUCUGCCCCCCGUUCCGAUUCAUGCUUCCAAGGAAUCGGCCCCUGAGGUGGCGGUUCCUGGAGCCAAAGAAAGAAGCAAGUCUGGUGUGAAAAAGCGACCCUUAAAGCCAAGGGAGGCCGAAUCCAUGCUCACAUCCAAAAGCAUGACGGUCCUUCCACCAUUGCCUAACAAUUUCGUGGAUAAAGAGACCAAUGGCCAACCUGAUCCAGAGCCAAAUCCUGCUGCUACAAGGUUGAAAUCCUCGUCCGGAGAAAAACGGACCAUUUCCAUGACUUUUCCUUAUAGUCCUUUAAGUCAAAUCGAGGGUUUUCUGGUGUCUUCCCCGCCUUCGCCAAGAAAACGCUGGAAGAAGCUUCCGCUCUCGAUAUCCAAACAGGAACUCACUUUCCUCUCUUCAACUCUCUCGGGCGAUCUAGACACAUCCACCACAUCCACAUCUACCAUAUUUAGAACACAGAACAUCAAUAUUCUGUAGAUACAAAAACAAUUACGCAACACCACUGACGACUAUAACGCAGUAUUUUCUGCCAAGCCCAGGGUAUCCCGAUCUCCAACUCGUCAGAAUGUCUCGAGGUGACAGAAAUGGCCUUGGAUUAUCACUAAUUGUAUUCAAAGCUGUACAGAUUCCUAAUAAAACCAAUCAUUUUGUCCUCCUAGA
Messenger RNA from Tigriopus californicus, 2487 nucleotides. RefSeq names its product lisH domain-containing protein ARMC9-like. Gene Ontology annotation, biological process: cilium assembly. The record is from RefSeq and is a predicted model, not a curated record. The coding region runs from base 28 to 2304 and encodes 758 amino acids. Gene Ontology annotation, cellular component: centriole; ciliary basal body; ciliary tip. NCBI's taxonomy places the organism in Eukaryota, Metazoa, Arthropoda, Copepoda, Harpacticoida, Harpacticidae. The transcript has 13 exons.